Messenger RNA from Mucor velutinosus, 366 nucleotides. RefSeq lists its product as uncharacterized. The coding region runs from base 1 to 366 and encodes 121 amino acids. The record is from RefSeq and is a predicted model, not a curated record. Lineage: Eukaryota; Fungi; Mucoromycota; Mucoromycetes; Mucorales; Mucoraceae. The transcript has a single exon.
AUGCCUUCACUCUCCUCCUCCAUAUCAAGCAAUGACACAUCCACCAACAACUCGCCUAGAACAUCUACUAGCGCAAACUCAAACUACAAUUGCAAUUACAAUGCUCUGGAUUUAUCAUCGAAAAAAAGACAUUCAGAACCCACUCCACCUACAAAACGUUGGGAUGAUUCUCAACUAGAGAUGGAGUUAGCUGAAGAUGACCUCAUUUACAAAGGCAAGGUACGACGCAACUCGUCUCUCCGAUUCAAACAAACACUUCAGCUAUCAGAAUCCCUAAAGGAAAAGUUUCGUCAUCGACAACAACAACAGUUACAAGAAAGUAAAUUAUCUAGAUCAUUAAAAAGAGUGCGAGAUUGGCUCUUUUAA